UGAGUUAGUAUUUAACAGAUAAAAACAUUGCUGAAUUAUUGUGGGUACAAAAACUUGAGAAGACAGGAUACUCAGUAUAUAUGUUACCACUCGAGUAUUUUUUUUUUUCAUUACAAUAAGAUAUGAAUGUUGUUUUAUAUAUUAUAAUUUUCCAUAUAUCAAUCACCUCAGCUCUGGAAUGGGGCACUAAAGGUGAAAACACUGGGUGGUGCUGUUUAUUUAAGUGGUUUAUUUGUGUCCUCUCCAACCAUUAAGGAGCCUCAAAGAGAUGAGCGACAUGUGAUUCAGUAAAUAAAACUACUAACGUAACGACCAUUUCCAACAAACCCACCAAAGCAUCAAUUAGCUCGCUUUUAAUAUCGACGCACUGAUGAACGCUUUGGUUUUUCUAGUGUCAGUGUUCAUUGGUUACUUUGCUUUCUUGGUUGGCCAAUCAGCAUAUUGUUGCUAGGCCGUCAUCUCUUAUUGGUUGGUUGUCGUAAUUGCCAUUCAAGCUGAAGGUGCUGUGGUAAGGCUGAGGCGCAACCGUGCUGUUUGUAUUUACGGUGUGCACUUCUGGAUGUGGAGUAGGAACACGGCACAUUAAAAGUUUAUCGAUAAAAGUGGUAGCUACAUACGAAUGAAUUUAUACUUCCUUGAAGAGGAAGAGGAGGCGGUACGACUAAAAGCUCUUUUCCUUUCAAAGGCGUGCUCCCUCCUUCCUAGAGUCUCACCACGGCCCUCACCUGCGUGCUUCCCUGCUUCCCCUGCGAACCGUCUGGGGCUGACGGACCCUUCCUGCUGCGUCCUCGUGCCGUCUCCCCGGCCUCUGGCCCUGUCCCCAACACCAUUGCCAUGACGCGCUCUAAAACCUUCCAGGCCUACCUGCCCAGCUGCCACCGCACCUACAGCUGUAUCCACUGCAGGGCCCACCUGGCCAACCAUGACGAGCUCAUCUCCAAGUUGGUGUCUUUUCAAGGAAGUCAAGGCAGAGCAUACCUAUUCAACUCUGUCGUGAAUGUUGGUUGCGGGCCGGCUGAGGAGAGGGUGCUGCUAACGGGUCUCCACGCUGUGGCUGAUAUUUACUGUGAAAACUGCAAAACCACGCUAGGCUGGAAAUACGAGCACGCCUUUGAAAGCAGUCAAAAAUAUAAGGAAGGAAAGUUCAUCAUUGAACUUGCCCACAUGAUCAAGGACAAUGGGUGGGACUGAUGCCCUCGACCCUGCUGUGGAGUGACUGCUGGAAAGAGACGUGUAAUAUUAAUAACUUCGGUAUCAGCCAAUAGCUUUCUCCUGGAAGCCCACAAACCUAGUCCCCGGCAACGUGAGAUUCAACGCAUCAGUGCUGUUCCUCUCCUGUGUCUGUGCGAGUGUGCGCGCAUGCACAUAUAGAUGUGUGAGAUUGUGAAAUUCAGAGUUUGCAUUUUAACAGAACGAAGCAGAAUUUCUGCUCUAUUCUAAUGUAUGUAUGGCAUUAAUGAGUAAAUACAGCACUCUCAUUUAGCAUGGCCAUAAUGACAGUGAAAGCAGACACUGGGAUGUCUGAGACAGGCUUUGACAAACCCCUCAUCAGACCCACUUGCAGGUUUCCCCACUGGCUGGAUCCAGGGAGAACACAGCUGAAAGGAAAAUCUAUUCAGCACACCGCCUUACUGCAUGAGUGACUGAUUUUUAUCCAGGGCAGCACAUACUCGAACUGCCAUGUUCUCCAUCAAAAAUCACUACUCCUUCCCUUCAUAAUUUUUCUUUAAUUGUUUGCACAUGAUUUAUUUAUCCAUGUAUUUAUUGCCCUUGAGCUUGAUUUCCUGUUUGGUAUGGGGACGUUGACCCUGUGAAACUGUAGCAACUGCAGUGGUUCAAAUGCUUUCCACUUCGAGUAGUAGCAAUCUUUUGAUAAGCAUUUUGUUUCAUGUUUUCUCUUUGGAAUGUGCUGUUUCUUUUUUAAUAUGUCUAGUGAUUUAUAUAUGUGGGUCAGUUGUCCACUGGGAUAGGGUCCACUUUCCCCUCGGCAUCAAGGAUCGCUGAUAGUGGUGAGUGACGGUGCCCUCUUUUUACAUAGCCCACUAUAGAGCUGAGAUGGUGCCAAUUUCCAAUAUAUGGCGACUGAGGCUUGGAUACAGCCUGUGAUGUCUUCUGAUUUAACAUCAGUCCUCUCACUUAGAGCACAUCGUACCAGUGACACAUAUAGUGGAUUCCUGCACCUGAUAAUGAAGAAGUUAAUUAUAUUCAGCUAGAAAAAUGUGGCAGUUGGAUGAGGUAAAAAGCCGAGGCUCUGUACUCAGCACAACCAAAGACUUCUUGAUCAACAGUACACUGACCAAACUGGGAUUUCUGUGUCCAUCUUGGGUUGUGUUGUUCUGUGUAGUUCGACAUUUGAUUGUGGUGGUGUUUUUGUGUUGAUUAAAGUUGCUUUACUUUAAGUAUUCACAUUAAGCAUAUACAUCACACAGUUAUGUAUUGACACAUUGAGUUUAUAUUUAUUUGGUUAUUGACUUUCCACACAUGAUCUUAUAAUGUCUGUGCUAAUCCCACCAUGGGACUGUUAUAAUUCCAACUUUUUUACUAUUUGAAAAUUUAUUUUAGCAUUUUUUCUUAAGGAUUAAAGUGUAAUAGAAGAUGGAAUCAGAACGUUUGAACCUGAUAUCAAUAAAGGUCAUUUUAAAAAUA
Molecule: messenger RNA, 2646 nt
Organism: Electrophorus electricus (electric eel)
Lineage: Eukaryota; Metazoa; Chordata; Actinopteri; Gymnotiformes; Gymnotidae
Source: RefSeq, a predicted model, not a curated record